UAUAAAUUCCCGGCAAAUGCCAAAAACCCACUCUUCUCCUUCACUACUUUUUCUCCCGAAAAAAAAUCCCCAACCCUAGAUUCAGAUACCGCCAUUUUCUUCUCUAGCGUGCCGGAAUUCAUCGGCGCCAGAAUAGAAUUCAUCAAAGGUUCUGCUUAGAACGAUACCAUUUCCUCCUGAUCCGCUUACGAUCGCCAUCGACAGUUGUUCUUAUUCGUCGAUUUCUCAUUAGCGGCGGCGGGGGAACUCAUAGCCUCAUCGGAGCAGCUGCAUUAUCUCGUGAUCGCUCUGCGAACAAUUCAAGAUCUGGCGCACCAGGUUGCUCGACAAGGAGAAGGAAGCGGUGGAGAUGCUGAGGAAGCCAACAAGUCCAGUCAAAGUCUUGAACAAGGCCACGAGAGAAAGAUCAGACACAAGCGUUCAUUUGCUAGUAAGGGAAAAGGUUAUGAUGUGGUUUCGAAAGCCAAGGUCACCGUGUGUUUUAUUUCUGCUUUCUACUAUAUGUGCUGCAGCAGCUAGCUGCUGAUUGUGCAACGAUCUUCUUCUCCCAUGCUAACUAUACUAUAUUUGGAGUGUUAAAUUGUGCA
Messenger RNA from Linum tenue, 587 nucleotides. The record is from the annotation of a GenBank genome assembly. Lineage: Eukaryota; Viridiplantae; Streptophyta; Magnoliopsida; Malpighiales; Linaceae.